Molecule: messenger RNA, 937 nt
Organism: Mangifera indica (mango)
Lineage: Eukaryota; Viridiplantae; Streptophyta; Magnoliopsida; Sapindales; Anacardiaceae
Product: anaphase-promoting complex subunit 10
Exons: 6
Coding region: 151-729 (192 amino acids)
Biological process (GO): anaphase-promoting complex-dependent catabolic process; protein K11-linked ubiquitination
Cellular component (GO): anaphase-promoting complex
Source: RefSeq, a predicted model, not a curated record
CUUUUCCACCCAUUUUCAUUUUUUUAAAAAUUUUUAGGUAGCCUCGCAAUACCCCAGGCCGGCCCCUGUUUGAAACGAAUUUCCUCCUUUCCCUUGUUUCAGACCUGUUGUAGUCCACUGCUUAACUUACAAUUUUUGUAAAGAAGAGACAUGGCAACGGAAUCAUCAGAAUCAGAAGAAGAAGGAAAAAUCAGUGGAGGAAAUCAACAUUUAUUAGUAGAUGAUGACCUCAGAGAAAUGGGUAAGAAAGCUGCUUGGAGUGUUAGCUCCUGCAAGCCAGGCAAUGGCGUCUCCUCUCUUCGCGAUGAUAAUCUUGACACCUAUUGGCAAUCGGAUGGUGCACAGCCACAUUUGGUUAAUAUUCAAUUCCAGAAGAAAGUUAAAUUGCAAUUAGUUGUGAUUUAUGUGGAUUAUAAGCUUGAUGAGAGCUAUACACCUUGUAAGAUCUCUAUUCGAGCUGGUGAUGGUUUCCACAACUUGAAGGAGAUAAAAACUGUGGAACUUGUCAAGCCCUCUGGGUGGAUUUAUAUAUCUUUAUCUGGAAACGAUCCUAGGGAAACUUUUGUCAAUACUUUUAUGUUGCAAAUCGCAGUAUUGUCAAACCACCUUAAUGGGAGGGAUACUCAUGUCCGGCAAAUCAAAAUUUAUGGCCCUCGACUGAACCCUAUUCCUCAUCAGCCAUUUCACUUUACUUCAAGGGAGUUUAUUACCUAUUCUACAGUGAGAUGAGAAAUGUUGGACUUUUGUGGCAGAAAAUUCAAGUUAUUAGAUCAUGUUUCUGAUGUUAAAGAAGGGUCGAAUACAUGUAACUCUAUUAUUCCUUCAAACUUCUGAUAUUUUAUUUUGCCUCUUCUGUGUGUAUUUAUAUAAACCAUCAUUCUGUAAUCACUGUGACAAAUUUUCUAUAAAACUUAAAGUUAGAUUAUGAUAGCGAUAA